ACGUCCUUGACCUCUCAAAGGAAAUCCGCUCUGUACAGUGGCACUGGAUACUUAGCAAGUCACAAGAAAACGAGUAAGGGUCGAAAGUAAAAUACAACCAAUUAUCCAUUAUGAACGGCGUCAAAACUCUUGUUCUCCUAUUGGCCUUGGUUCUAGAUGCAAUGCUUGAAGUGCAUGCCGGGAACACCGCUUAUUCCAAAGACAUCAACCAGUGCCUGUUCAGUCAUUGGCCAUCCGGCACAAACGCUGUUCUGAAGAGCACAGUCUCCUGCGCAGGCGAACAGUUGUGUUAUUCGGUCAGCGGAUCUGAUCCUGCUUCGUUUGCCGUGUGUUAUAACACAGCGACUCGGAUACCUGAGUUCGCAGCUAGCGUUGUGAAAGCUAAUAUUGCGAGUGGAGGAGGAAGGUCUAAUAAUUGGCAUAACGAAGAUGGCGCUAAUGCCCCAGCUACACAAUCAACAGUCCAGGACUACCUCUGCACAUCACAAAGCGGUCUAUAUCCAAACUUCGACAUUCAAAAGCAGCAAAUAUGCUCGCGAGGCCAUCUUGUUGCAAAUGCCGACUUCUCUGCCGCUGACGAGAAAGAACUCACCUUUAUAAACACGAACAUAGCCCCUCAAUGGCAACCUUUCAAUGSUGGAAACUGGGCAGCUGUUGAAGAUGCAGUCAGACGUUAUGCUACUAGUGUGAGCAGAGACGUGUACGUCUUCACUGGAACAGGCCCUCAAUGGCAACCUUUCAAUGCUGGAAACUGGGCAGCUGUUGAAGAUGCAGUCAGACGUUAUGCUACUAGUGUGAGCAGAGACGUGUACGUCUUCACUGGAACAGGUGGUCAGGCUAAGAGAAGUGAUAACAACCAAGACAUCAAACUUUCAGGAGGGUCAAUCGUCGCUCCCAAGUACUACUGGAAAGCCGUCUGUGAUCCUGUAGCCAGAGCCUCCGUGGUGUUUGUUGGUGAGAACAGCUUUGGUGAAAUCAGCGAAGACAAGGUUCAAGGUUGUUCUGGCAAAAUGCAAAARAAGAAGAGGGGAAUUGUGUAUUGUUAUAGCUUACAGGKAGCUGAAUCUACUUUCACGGCUGAAGGUUUCAAACUCCCUCCAUUCGGAGACAACUGCAACCCUUCUACCAAAGGAACCUUUAUUGACACCUUUCUCAAUGGUUUGAUGGAAAGUCUUAGUGGGUAAAUAAACAUAAACAA
Molecule: messenger RNA, 1198 nt
Organism: Exaiptasia diaphana
Lineage: Eukaryota; Metazoa; Cnidaria; Anthozoa; Actiniaria; Aiptasiidae
Exons: 5
Coding region: 111-1184 (357 amino acids)
Molecular function (GO): endonuclease activity; nucleic acid binding; metal ion binding
Source: RefSeq, a predicted model, not a curated record